UACCCAACCUGUUGGAAGGUCAAGCAGUAUAGAGGAUAAGGAGAGUGAAAAGAAGGGAUAUGGCAAGAGCUGGGAGCUGGAUAUCAUCAAGAUGCUCCAUAAACGCUAUAUCCCAAGCACAACCUAUUAAACCCUUCUAUUUUUCCCCAAACAACACCAAAGCUUCAUUAAAAGGAAAUGACUUCUCAUUGAUAACAAAAAGAAGUCAAAGGGCUUCUAAGCGUUUGGUGACAAUUUCUACCUCUGAUGGAAGAUGGCAUGGGGAAUGGAAGUGUGACUACAUUUUCUCUCUUCGAGAUCUUCAACUUGAAGAUUUAGCUGAAGAUGGCCAUAAAGAUACUCAAGUUUCCAUUAAUCUCUGUAUUCACAAGCACACAGGUUUUGGCCUCUCAGUGGAUGGAAGAGUUAUCACAUCUUUCACUAGAAAAUGUAGCAACUGCUCUUCCACAUACUGCAGAGAGAUUGAUGCAAGCUUUAAAGUUUGGGUUUUACCAUCAAGCAGACAAAAAGGAUCAGCUACCGAUGAGCUUCCACUGCUUGGUUGGGAUGAUCCAUCUGUUAUCUAUGUGAAACCAGGAUUUGAAGCUGACCUUGAUUCUCUAAUACAAGAUACCAUAAGCCUUGCUGCCGCUGUGAAAGAGACUUGUUCAGAAUCAUGUGAAAAAUCCCAACCUAAAUUGCAGCCUUUGGGCAAAGAGAAUGCUGCUUCAAUUGAUAGGAGGUGGUCCAGAUUAUUGGAGCUCAAGAAGGUAACUUUAAUGAAAUCUCAAUAGCUAUGGGGUGAGAUUGAUUAUUGCACCAAUGAUAAAAGAAGUUGGCUUUUAUUGACUCAAUGGGUUGGGGAAAGAGCCAACAAAGGAAAGAGAUAUUUGCGUUUGGAUCCAUCCCUCAUCACUCAAAUAUUCAUCUCAGUGUAGACACGGUUGUUACUUAAAGGACAAGGCAAAGCACCUGAAUCAUACUGUAAACAAAUACUUUAUAUUAGGAAUAAAAAGAACUCAUUCCUUUCUCU
Messenger RNA from Nicotiana tabacum (common tobacco), 1012 nucleotides. RefSeq names its product large ribosomal RNA subunit accumulation protein YCED homolog 2, chloroplastic. NCBI's taxonomy places the organism in Eukaryota, Viridiplantae, Streptophyta, Magnoliopsida, Solanales, Solanaceae. The record is from RefSeq and is a predicted model, not a curated record.